UUGAAAAAGUCGAUUAUGUUAGUCUCCACAGUAGAUGUGAAGGUACAGCCUCAUCUGAUGACAGUUUCAUUCAUUCCUAACGAAUACACAAAGUGGCAUAUACUAUUCAUAACAUAUAAAGUAUGACUUUGCAUAUUCUCGUUAGAUGUUACUGGGCAGUAGACGUGACUACGACCAGCCACAUUACAAUAUUGCGUUGCUUAAUUAAGUUUCUCAUCACCAUAAUUGUCUGGAAUUUUUCAUCCUGUUUUGGUUACGCCUAGCUGUUCAGCAUCAGUGUAAGUAUAUACUGUGAACGGUCUUCAUUUCACACCCACACACACGUCAAUAAUCAGCCUGUCUCACUCCCUGUAACCUGAGCCCUCUAUGAUGUCACUUCCUGCCAGUCAAGCGCUCCACCUCAGCCCCUACUCGUGUUGCAGCCGCUCUCAGGUUACACUGCACCGUCUCAUGCAUUUUGGGAAAUGAAGGUAUGUAGCAAGCUAAGGUCAAGACCCUAAAGCUCGGCUCCCAUCUCCUCCGGUCUCGCUGCAGAAAAAUCCGGCACCGGGAAUGAGCGGCAUCCCGGCCAGCUGACGUGCUUCAGACGAGCGCCGUAUGUUAUUUAUGAAGUCAAGGCUGCUGGGAGGGAGGGACCUUCAGGAGUUGUUGAAUCGGAGCGAGCGAGCCACCAAAACAGAAGUUAACUAAGAAGGAGGGACGAAUGAACGGGUCGAGUGUGAGCUCCCACAGCUAGGAGUACAGAGAAUAGUGGAACUGUGUUUGCCCUCCCUGCCGCGGGACAGGCAGAGGACGGGGCGCACGGGACGCAGGGGUACAGGGCAAGAUUAUGGGACAGGGAGCCAGCACUCAGACUUUAAACCCGAACCCUGCCUACAUAACAGAUGAUGAAGUGGAUCAUAGUGUGCCAGAGAGUGAUGGAGCACCUCCAGGAGCGGGAACCCCUUCGGCGAAGGGCAAGGGCAAGUUCUCCGGCCUGGGCAAGAUCUUCAAACCCUGGAAGUGGAGGAAGAAGAAAAGCAGUGACAAGUUCAAGGAAACAUCAGAAGUGUUGGAGAGGAAGAUUUCGAUGAGGAAGCCCAGAGAGGAGCUGAUAGAGCGAGGGUUACUGAAGGACGUCCCAGAGAAUGAGAGUAAUGACGUGAAUCACAAAGCUCCUACGGUGAAGAACGGCCACACUGCUCCAGUGCCUGGAGAGCGCAGGUCAGACACAGGCUCAGAGGUCAAGGGGCCAUCUUCACGGCCACAAGGAGAAGAACACAGGAACAGCCUCGUACCUGAACCGGAGCGCCGCAACCGAGCGCCCUCCGAUGUCAGUCGCAACCGUCAGCCGCUGGACGUGGACGCUCGGACGCGGUUACCACCUGAAACGGACCGACGCAGCCGACUGGAGUCAGACAUGGAGAGACCAGCAGGAUCUUUACAGAGAGAAAGACAAGGACAGGAGGAGGGACGAUAUCGGCGGGAGGAAAGAGACGAGAAAACGAGCAGGGACAGAGAACGACGGGAUAGAAAAGACGACAGGGAAGGAAGAGGUGAACGCAAAGAUGACAGAGACAGACGAGACAGGAGGCCGGAUAAAGAAGACUGGCAUGGAAAAGGUGAGCGAGAUGAGCGUGAGAAAGAGAGGAGGAAUGACAGAGAAAAGCGGGAAGAGAAAGACUGGAGAGAAAACAGGGACAGGAAACAACCACGAGACAGGAAAGAGGAUCACGAAAGACGGGAAGAGCCAGAGAGAGUAGACGAGCGAGAGCGGAAGGAGCAGAGCGAGAGGAGGGAAGACAGGGAAAGAAGAGAGGAACGGGAUAGACGUGAGGAGAGAGACAGAAAAGAUGAGAGAGAUAGGAGAGACGUCAGGAGGCCAGAGCCUGUGAAACAGGUGUCUGAUGGGAAACUCUUCCGGCCUCAGUCAGAACAAGACAUGCGGCCCAUUCUUCAGAAGAGCUCGUCUGACAUUGGACAGAAGGUCCGGCCCGUUUCAGAGGCCAUCCAGAGCAGCACACUGCCACGACACACACCUGCAGAGGAGGAAACAAGGGCACGGACAGGAUCAGUGGGUGUGCGGUUUAUUCCUGAGCCCAAACCUGCACCAAGUGCCUCCACUAAAGACUCCCAGCCGCACCCUAAACAGGCCAUUCUCCCUCCCAAAUGGCUGAUGGCGUCUUCCUCCUCCUCCACUGAGACUCCUCCAGUCCCAUCCUCCUCCUCUUCGUCAUCAUCAUCAUCUUCAUCCUCAUCCUCUGUUCCCCCCAUUGCUAAGCCACCACCACGGACUGUGUCUUUAAAAGUAGACGACUCCACCCGAAGUAAUCCCAUUCCUCCCGUUACAGCAGGAGACCAUGAAGCUCCGCCCACUGUUUCCACCCAUUCUACCCCUCCCACUGUUCCCGCCCACUCUACCCCUCCCACUCUUCCUGCCCACUCUACCCCACCCACUGUCUCCGCCCACCCCAACCCUCCUGCCCCUACUGCCCCUAAACAGCCGCCAGUGCCCCCUCCCAAACCCUCCCAUCACAACAGCAACACUGCACUGCAAGCUUCAACGUUACAAAGAUAUUACAAAGCUCCACCUCCUCAGUACUGGACGAGCUGGAGACGGCAGGCAGAGUCUGGAGUCUAUCUCUCCCUGCCCACCUACCUCAGCCAAAGGGGCGCUCAGCUACGCCCAGUGGAUCCCUCCCAAGUCAAGCGAUCUCCUCCCAUUCCCCCAAAGAGGAUGACUCCUGUGACCAAGCGCCACUCAGAAGACUCUUCGGCCAAUCAGCCUGAGCCUCCGCCCCCAGGCCCCGCCUCCAUUCCGGCCCCAGCUUCUGCCCCGCCCCCUGCCCAAUCAGACAGCGGCAAAAACUCAGAAGCGGUCUCUCCUCCACCGACUCAUAUCCCUCCAUCCCCUAUCCGUGCCCACCCGCCCCCUGAGGUCCCCCACGUGGACCCGCCCAGCCCCACCACAGAGCCGCCCUCGCAGCCGCCCUUACCUCUGCACAUACGCAUCCAGAGAGCCUUGAACAGUCCUGGCCCAGUCCAGCCCAACCCGGAAGGAUCCCAGCGAGCUCAUUCGCUUCUGUUUGAGUUACCACCGGACUUUCUGGCUGAGGCCCCAGGAGGGGGGCGAAACUCUCUUCCAGUCACUAUCGAACCUCUGCGACUGCCUGAGGAUGAUGAUUUUGACAUUGAAGAAGAGCUGCAGAAGCUGCGGCCCGCCCCUCGGCCCACACUCCAGCUGGAGCCGCGCAGCCGCCGCGGUAUGGUGGGAGACCGGGAGGGUCAAUGUGUUACUUUCAUGACUGGGCAUGGGGAAUGGGGAGAGGGGGGGGGAGGAGAGAGCGAUUAUGGUUUAUGAUUGAAUUAUAGAUUUGAUGGUUGAUGUUGUGACGAUGAGGAGGAUGUGCCCACAAGUGGGCUUGCGAGCCGUGUGAAGCGUAAGGACACUCUGGCUCUAAAGCUGGAGCGUCAGCAGGAGAAAGAGCAGUCUCAGGACCAGGAGAACAUCACCUGGAACAACAAAGAGCAGUGGGAAGAUGUCCGCAACAAGAUCGGCAGCGCCCUCACAAGGAGGCUGAGUCAGAGACCCACCGCACAAGAGCUUGAGCAGAGAAACAUCCUACAAGCCAAGGAUGAAGCAGAUCGACGGAAAGAAAGAAGUGAAAUCAAGCGCAGACUGACCAGAAAGUUGUCCCAGAGGCCUACGGUGGCUGAGCUGCAGGCCAGAAAGAUCCUGCGCUUUCAUGAGUAUGUGGAGUGCACUCACGCUCAAGACUACGACCGGCGCGCCGACAAACCCUGGACCAAACUCACACCUUCUGACAAGGCGGCCAUAAGAAAAGAGCUGAAUGAGUAUAAGAGCGCAGAAAUGGAAGUUCAUGAGGACAGCAGGAUAUACACCAGGUUUCAUCGGCCAUAAUCUGCGUCUCUAAAGAGGAAGCCCCAGACGGAUAAAAGCUGCAGCUAAAAGCCUCCAUCUCACUCCAGCAUCCUGUUUCCCAUGAUCCUCCAGCCUGUACUGACGAGUCCCGGGUCAGCCACUCAGUGCUCUGGAGUCAAGAGGAGGAGGAGGAAGUGAUGCGGGUGUGUGCGGGAUGCUGGUAUUUCUGGGGAGCGGGUUUGGAGGGCCAGUGCACUGUAGAGUUCCCAUGAUUCCCACAGCGUGGACUGGGGUGUUUUUAUCGUUUUUAUGGUACACUCGUUUCUAUGAUCAAGAAUGUGCUUGUGUACCCAACAAUAAUACUUUUAUGGAAAUUAUGACACUGGAGAUAAACUGUUUUAGUGUUGAGCGAUUGCGAGUGAGUGAUUGAGUGAGUGAGAGAGGGAUGAUAUUUGCUGUCUUCUUAUGCCUUAACACUGGUAAAUGAGUUUUUUAGCCUGACCUUCGAGUAAUACAGAAGAAUGUCUGUAGACACAGAUGCAUGCAACACUGUUUCUCACACUGAACACUCGCUGACUGGUGUGUGCAUCUGAAAGCACAUCUUUGAAAUUCUCAGGACGUUGGCACGUGGUCUCACUUUCUCUGUGCAUUUUACUGAAAUUAACCAUACUCUGACUUUUGCACGCAGAUAAAACACCUGCUUUAAUAUUUUUCAUCUUUUUUUUAACAACAUAGCACUUCACUUUAGAUAUUUCAAGGUGAAUCCCACAAGAACACGCCAUAUUUUACCUAAAAAUCAUAAGAAUUCACUAGAUUUUAUUAGAUAUUACCAGAUAUUAUUUUCAUCAUUUAAGCACAUUUUCCCCCUAAAUUAUUCUUAAUAUAGUGUUGGAUAUUUUACUUUUUUGUGCUUUUUCUCAUGUGCAAUGUUGUCAAUUAUAAUUCUUGUUACUGUAAUAGAUUUUAUAUUUUAUUGCAACAAAAUACUGUAAUACAUUUUUUUUUUUUCAUAUUUAAAAGCAAUAUAUAAAAAAUAAAAAAAACUUUGUUUUUCACAUAUUACCAUAAUGAGAAUGCAAUUAAUUUUUUUUCUCCACAAUGCCAAAAAUUGUAAUGAUCCUAGAGCUUUGUUUUCUUUAAGCAAAACUUUUUGUUUUGGGGUGAAAUAUGAACUUGACAGGCUUCAUGGGAUUCAGCUGUAAAUGAUGAUUUAGUCCACUGUACAUUGAACAAUUUAAAACAGAAUGGUUGAUGUUACAUCAUGGAGUCACUGUAAAAAAAAUCUUGAUGCAUUUUUGAAUGGUACUUAAAAAUGAAAACCUUUUCCACAUCACUGCUGGUUCUAUGAUACACUUUGUUUUGUCUGCCACCAGGGGGCCUGUGCACUGUAUAGAGACAUGCUGUAGAUUGUAUUGUAUAUCUCGUCUUCCUGACAUCAGAAAUUUCUUUUAAUUGUAAUUAUAGUAUUACACAAUCCUGUUUUUUAUAAGGUGCGAACAGAAUGACUACAGGUUAAGUGAUACAAUGAUCCGGUACAAAACAGCUGUAUAGAUACUUUUUUAUGUAAAGAUAUAUUAAAAAGGUCUUUCAAUGAAUACAUGUACAUUUACAAUUAAUUAAAACUAAACUGUGA
Cyprinus carpio (common carp) is the source of this 5495-nucleotide messenger RNA. Its product is annotated as phosphatase and actin regulator 4A-like. Gene Ontology annotation, molecular function: actin binding. The record is from RefSeq and is a predicted model, not a curated record. Lineage: Eukaryota; Metazoa; Chordata; Actinopteri; Cypriniformes; Cyprinidae. Gene Ontology annotation, biological process: neural crest cell migration; actin cytoskeleton organization.